Messenger RNA from Puntigrus tetrazona (Sumatra barb), 1144 nucleotides. RefSeq names its product coiled-coil domain containing 160 (gene ccdc160). The record is from RefSeq and is a predicted model, not a curated record. The transcript is spliced from 2 exons. Bases 218 to 1144 code for a protein of 308 amino acids. Lineage: Eukaryota; Metazoa; Chordata; Actinopteri; Cypriniformes; Cyprinidae.
AAGAAUUUAACCUUUUAAACUCAUCCAGCAGGGGGCGCAAAGUGUUCGUUGCGCUCCUGCAUGAAAACAGGAAGUUGCGCUGAAAGAGACUGUAGUCAACGACGCCAAUGUUACACGACUUGUAUUGUAACUGGUGAAAGGGGUGUGAAAACUAAGCGCCCUUAAAUAGCAAGUAACGCAGUUUCUCGCGUUUUAAUGAAGCUGGAACAGUUUGGUUAUGAGGACCAUGGAAAUCGCUGAUCAAAACACCGCACACGAGUCCAGAGAUGACCAUCACUGGGUGGAGGAACUCUUCCCUCCUCGUUUCACUUUCCAAAACCUGCUGGAAAGCCAGACUGACACAAACGAACAACGCAGCAGCUCAAUAAAACCACCUUCAACCCUCUCCACGGACCUGGGUGAACCCCAAAGGAGCCACAGGAGGGAGAUAUACCUGAAAGCUUUGAAAGAGGUCCAGCAAACCGAGCGGCUGCUUCAGAAGGAAGCCCUAGCAAAGAGAAUUAUUAGGCCUGUCGAAAGGGAGACCUCUGAAAAUCGUCCCGACCAGGGCGAGAGUGCAGGACAGAGGUGCAUUUGGAAUGAGAAGGACAUCACCAAACUGCGGGCCGGUUUUGAAGAAGUUGAGAGGGACAGAUGGCGACUAAAGCGACAGCUCAGUCGUUCAGAGCAGCAGCUUAAAGCAGAACACGAGGAAAGGAUGAAGCUGCAAGGCCUGGUGGAGAAGCUGGAGGAACAGUUAAGCCUUUCCAAAAAAAGGGCUGCACGUCAGGCCCUCAUGAUAGAUGAUCUGAAGUCAGAGAGCCAAAAAAUGAAUGUUCGGUUAUAUAAUCUGACUGUACAGGUCAGGGAAACGGAAGAAGAGGCGGACAGGUGGAAGACAAGUCUGAGGAAAGCAAAGGAGGACAUGCAGCAGAUAGCGCAGGAGCGCUCCGACCUCGCACGGGAACUGGAAAGAGCGCACGCGCAAUGGAAAUCUGAAGGAGACAGACUGGAAAAAGCGGCUCGGAUAGAAAAUGAGGCUGUGCUCCUGAGGCUUCGGAGGGAGGUGGAGCAGAACCGGGCUCACCUGUGCGCAGAGAGAGAGAGUCACGCACAGAGCCGCACAGCCCUCGAGCUCUUACGGAGACACUUUAGCAGCCAAUGA